AUGACCUCCGCCUUCAGCUCUCUGCUCGCCUUUGGAGGCUUUCCCGCUCCAUCGUUCAGCAAGGCGACGGCAGCAGAUGUCUACGUGCUGGCCGUGCUCAUCUUCAAAUACUUUCCCCUCAUGACGCCUCUGGUGAAGCUGUUCAACGCGCCACACGGCAGAUUUGCCGUGCUCCACUCCAAACUGAAUCUGCCAGGAAAUGCCGCUUGGCUAGCCAUGGAGAUUUGGUCGCCCCUCCUCUUUGCGCUCUCGGUCGCCAGUCCAGUGCUCUCCCACUCCAGCACCCAAGCCGUGCUCACCAACCUCGUGAGCCCAAGCUGGUCUCGCGUAGCAUCGCUGCCCACCCCAAACCUCAUUCUGGCCGCAGCAUACAUUGCGCACUACACGCAUAGAGCCGUGCUGCAGCCGCUCAGGUCUCCUGCUCGGUCGCCCAUUCACCUCUCCGUCGCCCUCUCGGCUACCGCCUUCAACCUGCUCAACGGCUUUGUGAUGGGAUCGUGGAUCGGAGGGCGUUCGCCAUCGAUGCUGCUUCCGAGCAGCAUUUUGAGCGUCUCUGCCUUGCUUCCUCGCAAUCCCAGUCUGACGGGAGCCAAGGGAGCGGCCACUGCACCUCUUGCUUCUCCUGGCCUCUUGCCCGAGUCUGCGCUGUACAGCCCCUUGUUCUGGAUGGGUGUGAUCGGUUGGGCUGUGGGCUUUGCUGGCAACGUCUACCACGACGAGAUCCUCAUGGACAUUCGAAGACCAAAGGCGGGCGAGGCAGACCCAGCGAGCAAGGCAGUGACUGCAAAGAAGAGCAGCAGCAGCAGCAGCAGCAGCGCGACGCCAAAGUACGAAAUCCCCAACGGUGGGCUGUACAAGUACAUUAGCUUUCCCAACUACCUCUGCGAGUGUGAGUGUUUGUUUGUCGCCUGGCACGCUGCUAAUGGUCGGGAUGCUGCUGACUUUGCGCCGACAGGGAUCGAGUGGUCCUUUUACGCCCUCGGCGCCCUCUCCCUCUCUGCCAUCUCUCCCCUUUCCCGCGCCAAUACCUCCCCCCCUCUGGUCUGGUGGGCAUACCCUUUGCUCUUGCUGAGCGCACCUCCCGCACUCUUUGUCCUCUCUGAAAUCACCGCCAUGCUGCCUCGCGCGCUCAACGGCCACGCUUGGUACCGCGCCAAGUUUGGCGUGCAGGGAGAUGGCAAGGGUGGCAGGUACCCUGCAGAGCGCAAAGCCAUCUUUCCUGGGCUCCUUUGA
Messenger RNA from Ceraceosorus bombacis, 1233 nucleotides. The record is from the annotation of a GenBank genome assembly. Lineage: Eukaryota; Fungi; Basidiomycota; Exobasidiomycetes; Ceraceosorales; Ceraceosoraceae.